CAGCCCUUUCCUUCACCAUAUAAAUGCACACACAUAUACGUAUACAUACACAUUAUACAUAUAUUUGUAUUCCGACGAUCGAUAACGAUAAGCACGAAAUGGAAAUCCAACCGAUCGACGACCGGCGGCAAUCCCACGUGUCGGGGAGUUCGGUGGCGCAGGCGGCGGUCGCCGGACUAGUAAUCGGCGGUCCGCUGCUGGGAUUGAUGGGAAUCAGCUUCGCGGCUACGGCGAGUCUAAUGGUUGUAGCGUCGCCGGUGCUGAUACUGUUCAGCCCGCUGCUGUUCGCGGCAGCGUUCGUCUUCGCUUUGGCGAUGCUCGGAUUCGCUGCGGCGGGGGCCAUGGCGAUUACAGGUUUAUUGGCUGUGGGCUGGGUUUUCCGGCCGGCCGCCGGUUACAGGAGAUCAGAAUGGCUGCACAGCGGCGGCGGCGGCGGCGGCGGCGGGCCUUAUAAGCUGAUGGAAGGCGGCGGAGCGGCGGAGGAACGUCGAUCUGGAGAGAAUAUAACGAUCGAUAGUGAGUAAAUGGUUGUAUGUAUGUAUAUAUAUUUGGAUAUUUUAUUGGGUAUGUUUUUUUACGCUAAUUUUUCCAAAUUUUAGUAUUUAAA
Molecule: messenger RNA, 607 nt
Organism: Andrographis paniculata
Lineage: Eukaryota; Viridiplantae; Streptophyta; Magnoliopsida; Lamiales; Acanthaceae
Product: oleosin S1-2-like
Exons: 1
Coding region: 24-524 (166 amino acids)
Biological process (GO): lipid storage
Cellular component (GO): membrane; monolayer-surrounded lipid storage body
Source: RefSeq, a predicted model, not a curated record